UACUCCACACUACAAAUUCCGUACACUCGCACCCAGAAAAACAAGAUUCCAUACAAAAAUGAUUUCUUUAGAGGAAAUCCCUCCCGUAAAUAAGACAGAGUUUGAACUAGCCCUCAUGUCUUCCAUUAAAUGGCCUUUGACCAUGAGCCAAGUUCUGGGAUACUUUCCCUUCGCUGUACGUAACCGUUUACCCGAUGAGAAUAAUCAGCCAAAACCAUUGCUAACACUUUGUUGGGCUUGGUGCGUCCCUCCAGUAUUGUUCCUCACAAUUGGAACAUAUAGUUUUGUUGCUUUCUUCAUGAACACGACCGAAAUACGAAAGUGGUCGACAGCAUACAGCGACAAAGCGAGGUAAGUAAUACAUAAGUACAUAUUGUAACCAUAAUAAUGGAAAGCUGGAAUUUUAAAUGCAUUUUUUUAGUGACACGUAUUUCCUGGUCUACACCUUGUCUGUAGUAUUAGUGUGUGUUGGCUGUGGGGCGACCCGUUUACACCUGAUUGUCCUACAUCAAAAAUUUCUUGACUUUCACUCAAAUUUUGUGAACUAUCUUUAUUCUCUUUUAUGCUCUUUGGGAGCUCCAACAUCAUUUCUAGCACUUGACAUCAUGUUUCGCUCACUGAGAAGAAAGUGGAUUCCGCGAUGCCUUCUUUACAUGGGAGUUUCUUUACUUUUCCUGAUUAUGUUAUUUUAUUCGAUGUCACUUUUCGAUGGUCACAUCGUGCCGAGAACGGUCGACGUAGUGGGCGGAAUUCUUUUCUCGGUUUCUCGGUUUCUGGAACAAAUUCCUCUGGGAGAAAUCUCUGGUGUGUCGGAAGAUGGAAAUAAUGAGGAGGAAAAAAAUUGUUGCCAUUUUCUACUGAACCAACAAGACGGACCGACAAGUCGUAACAAAAUGUACACUCUAAUCCACUGUUUUUCUAAAUUGGAAGAACAGGUUGAAAAUUUCAAUGCUCUAUUUGGAUGGCGAUUAGUCGCAGAAAUGUGGAUGUUUUUAUGCUUGAUCAUUUUCAGCAUUUACUUUUUCGCAACUUCACUCGAUUUUGCGGAAGACCUUACCUUUGCAAAUAUGUUUCUUACAUUUUAUACGUUCGUCCCACUAGCUGUCAUCGGUCACUCAAUAUUACUUAUCUGCCAGGCAUCCACAGCACUGACCAAAGGCAGCAUGGAAUUUGCUAAACGAUUAGAUCAUACCAUCACUACGGAAUGCAUGGGGACCGUGUAUGUGGAUCAAAAGUACAAUGGUGACGACAAUCAAGCCUUCAUAAUUGCUUUACAAACUACGAUGAGUCGAUUGUCGACACGACCAGUGCAAAUUUCUUGCAAUUUCUUUGUGAUGAACUCAGCUCUUCUUACGUCGGCAAGAAUUCCAAAUUUUAUUGUCAUAAUACGAAAUACUAUGACUUACAUCUUGGGAACUUGCACCAUGUAUUUAAUGAUUUUGGUCCAGUUUCAAAUCAGUGACAACGAUAGCCUGCACAGGAUGAAAAUAUUAAAGAAUUUCACUAGUUUUUAG
This is a messenger RNA of Folsomia candida, 1514 nucleotides long. RefSeq lists its product as uncharacterized. The transcript is spliced from 4 exons. The record is from RefSeq and is a predicted model, not a curated record. The coding region runs from base 408 to 1514 and encodes 368 amino acids. Lineage: Eukaryota; Metazoa; Arthropoda; Collembola; Entomobryomorpha; Isotomidae.